Messenger RNA from Cololabis saira (Pacific saury), 6153 nucleotides. It is a transcript of the gene atn1, whose product is annotated as atrophin 1. The coding region runs from base 340 to 5472 and encodes 1710 amino acids. The transcript is spliced from 10 exons. Lineage: Eukaryota; Metazoa; Chordata; Actinopteri; Beloniformes; Belonidae. Gene Ontology annotation, cellular component: nucleus. Gene Ontology annotation, molecular function: transcription corepressor activity. The record is from RefSeq and is a predicted model, not a curated record.
GCAUCAAUUUGUACAGUCUUCAGUUGGCACCCCUGGUUUCUCUCCUCGCAACUGAGUGGCGAGAGAGGUUUUAUUCUGCGUUAUUGUUAUGAUCGGAGCCCGACGCAACAUGAGCCAGCGGGAGCCGCUGUUGACAGACGCCUGGGCUGCGAGGCGUGCGUGUCAGCGCGCAACAUAAGACGACAAAACCAAGGGGGAGAGUGAGAGAGAGCGCAUCGCUGGAUGUUAAAGGUUUUGGUAGAUCUCAUGGUGUAAAACAGCCCAGUCAGUAAACAACUGGAACCAGUUCAGUCCCUGCAAUGGCUUGUGUCGUGAAAUGGACAUUAUAAAGAAGGAAUAAUGAAAACAAGGACACACAAAGAAUCGAUGCCCAUGCGCAGUGGGCGACGGAGGGGGGCGAGCGAAGAGAGAAGGGGUAGACGCCCACACCAAAGCCCCACUCGCCCCGAUCGCAAUGACCGACAAACGCAAAGAGGUGCUGGUGAAGAAUUGGCUGGAAAUCGCUUCAGUCGCAGAUCACAAGGGCAUGAUUCAUCAGAGAGUGAGGGGGAGGAACUUGUGUCUCCUCCAAAGAGGCAGAAAGUUCAGGAUUCGGCCUGUACUCCAAACCCUCCAACAUCAACACACUCAACUGAAAGUUCGACUCCUUCCACCGUUCCACCUCCAACCACAGUUACCAGCCAAUCCCGUGAGAGUGACAACGAAGAUGGCCAAUCCCAAGGCAGUAGGAGUUCGGUUGUCGGGAGUCUUGCUAAUAGCAGUAGUAGUCUGAGCAGUGGGCGGGAUAUAGACCAGGACAAUCGUUCCUCAUCUCCAAGUCUUUCUGCUUCGCCGCUUGGUAGCCUGGACUCUGAUUCCGAUGCCCCGGACUCACCAAAGCAAGGAGAUCGGGAGAAGGGUAAAGAGGGAGGAACAGGGAAGGGUGGAGGAGAGGACAGGAGACCGCUACGGGAAGGAAGAGGGGAGGACUCCUCUGGAGACGGAGAAAAGCGAGACAUAGAGGCAAUUGAAGAUUGUCCAUCUCUGAAGCCCCCCUCUACUCCUUGCUCUUCCUCUGGUCUCACUCCUUCUCUUCGUGGGGCUGGAGAUUCGUCAAAUGACAGCAAUGGUGGGAGGAAAUCAUAUUUCUCCCUGGACUCAAAAUUGAUUUGUAAGGUUGAGUAUGGUACACCAGCGGGUGUUGAAGGUGCCCUUAGUGGAAGCAGAAUGACAUCCAAAGCCAGCACACAGUGCGUAACUAAGACAGCUAUCUCUGGAGGAGAUUUUUCUCACAAUAGCCCCAACCUUCCUCAUUCUUUACCCCCACCACUUCCUCCUCCACCUGCCCUGAAGCCUUUAGAGCAUGGGGGGCAAAACCUACCUGUUGAGGUUAAGACAGAAAGAGACAAAUUAGAAAAAGCAGACAAACUCCUGGACAAGACUCAGUCCACGCCUCCUUCCCUGCUGCCACAGACUGGCCCACCGCCACAAUCCCAGUCUCAGCCUCAGUCCCAGCCCUCCAGUCACCCUCACCACUACAGCUCCUCCAGCUGGCAAGGUGGCACAGCAACUGGUUGCCAGGGGAGCUGGGGCUACACCCGUUACCCUGGCAACCACCACCCACACCAACCACAGCACCAGCCCCCAGUGCAGCAGCAACAACUUCCCUCAGUUUAUAACCCUCCAUCCUCUCGCCACUCCUCCUCCCACCCCUCUUACCUCCCCCAUCCUCACCCCCAUCCCCACAGGGAGUACCUUCCCAGGUAUGCUGGAGGGGGAGGGGACAGAGAGAGGGGGGCCGCAGGAGAGAGGGAGAGGGGAGUGAGGGGGGAGUGUGGGGGGAGGGAGAUCAGUCGUGAGUUUUCUGCUCCCACUGGUAACAGCAGCAACAAUAGCAGUGGGGGAAAUAGUAAUACUGGGUCUGGUGCGAUGGGAGGUCCCAACAACAUUCAAGGUAGGGAGUUUGGGGGCCUGUCGGUAGGUCAGAGUCGGGAAUACCAAGGUUCUGCGAGAGAUGGACCCAACUUGGGUCCAGAAAGAAGAGACUUUGGUCCAGCUUUCAGAGAUAGGGAGCGUGACAGGGAAAGGGAACGUGAAGGAGGAAGGGAUUUUAAUCUGCCAAACCAAAACCAGAGUAGAGACUUUGUCCCCAGCGGAGCUUCAGGGGGGCUUCCCAGAGACAAAGAUGGGAGCAGAUGGGGUGAGUUUGGAGUCCAGACAAGAGAGGUUGUGAGCAACAGCCACCCCAACAGCAACUCCAUCCCACAGGGAAAUACCCCAGGUUCAACUAGUGGGCUACCAGUCACCCCCUUACUAAACCGUGACCCACCUGCAUCACCCCAUUCCUCCCUACCCCUGGCCCCCCACCCCCAUCCACAUCCUCCAAACUCAUCAAACCGAGACUUCCCUCCUCCUAUGGACCAGGCACAAACACCCUCCUCUGCAGCAGACCACUUUCACAGAGAGUAUCCUCCUCCUGGAGGAAAAGACUUUCCUACCGGGGCACCUCCUUCCUCUGGCACAAAUCGGGAGUACCUAAGCUCUCCUGGCGUAACGCCAAACCUAGCACGAGAGUAUUCAGGCCACGGUGGAACCCAGCAUACCCAUCCACCUCAUCCACAUUACCAGUCUGGGCCAAAAGAUAGAGAGAGGGAUCCAAACUUGCGUGAGUCUCCUAUGUACCAAGGCCGUGGAGGCCCAAAUCAGCCUCCUGCACUUUCUCCUUCAUCCUCUUCCAGUCAUCAUGGACCAUACCCCAAUCCACCACCUCAGCCACCUUUACCCCCACCUCAGACCUCUCAUUCCCAGCCACCCCCCUCAGGGAUUGCACCCAGUGUACGUCCCCCACACUAUCAGUCUUCUGCCCAGACACCUCCAACACCACUCUCUCCUUUACCAAGCCCAUCCACCAAUCAGAUGGGACCCUUCUCAUCUUUUCCCCCUGGCUCUUCCUCUGCUCCCGGUGUACAACUUCCUGUACCAGGUGUGCCAUCCAGCUGCUCGCCUGGAUGUCGUCCUUCCCCUUUCCAUGGCACUUUGAACAACCACCCUCAGUUCAGUGGAACAUAUCAUCCCAGCGGCAACAACACCAGUAACCUGUCAAACAGCAGCAGUAACAGUAGCGGACCCAGUAGCAGCAAUACCAACUCGCAGUCACUCUCACCUCAAAAUGUCUCCAAGGGGCCUCCACCUCUUAAUAACUCCACCAAUAACAAUAGCAUCUCCACACCUGCCUCCAGCUCUUCACUCUUAAGUGGAGAUGGACAUUUGGAUCCAGGCCCACCUUCCACACCCGUCAUCAAGGAAGAACCAAUAGAGGAAAGGGAAGAAAUUGAAAGCCCGCCACCGUUAUUAAGUCCCUCACCUGAGCCAAAACCUGUGGACAUUCCUAUCCAUGCGAGCCAGUCAGCACGGUUUCACAAGGUCCUUGACCGUGGCAGUGGAAACUCUUGUGCCCGCAGUGAUGUCCUGUUUGUGCCAUUAGACGGGUCCAAACUGUGGAAGAAGAGGAAUGAGAUGAUUGAGAGGGCCCGCAGAGAGGUUGAACAGCGAGCUAGAGACUUAAGAGAGAAAGAAAGGGAACGAGAGAGGGAGCGUGAGCGUGAGAGGGAACUGGAUCGACAUCUACAGCAGCAGAAGGAUGUCACUGUUGCUGGAGGGUGUCGCCAGGGUUCCACACUCUUCUUUCCCCCCUCAUCUUCUAUUAUUCUUGACCCUUCAUCUCCUGCUUGUUCAUCUGGAAACCCUGUCACACACUCUCAUCCUCACGCCCAGCAUCACCCCUCACAUCCACAUGCUCACCUUCCUCCAGCACACCAUCUCCACCACUCUCUCUCCCACAGUAUCCCCCACUCCCUUCUCUUGCCAUCCAUGGGUGGGGCAUCGGCCGUGCCACAGGGGGCCCUGGGAAUAGGUUUAGGGGGUCCAUAUUUGGGCCCUGACACACCAGCAUUGAGAACUCUGAGUGAAUAUGCUCGCCCACAUGCUAUGUCUCCACUUGGGGCUGCAAGUCGUGCCCAGGCACAUCACCAACAGGUUCACCAUGGGCAUCCCCAUGUCCACCCCUCAUUCUUUCUUCCUCAGUUUCAGAAUCAUGCUUUUGGGCACCCAAAUCACCUGCCUACUGAUGCAGCUACAGCCGCAGCUAUCUUGGGUUUUUUAUACGGCGGCGGCCUUGAUGGUGGUCCAGGUGUUGGGGGCCAUCCCGGGGUGGCAGGAGGCCCAGUACACGGAGGGUUUGGAGCCGCUGGAUUAGGAGGUGUCGGCUUCCCUCAUGCUAUGGCUCAUCAUCGAGAUCGGAUGAAACCGGGAUUUGAAUUUAAGAGUGAUGAACGGGUUUAUCCACCAGGAUCCAUACCUGAAGCUGCAGCUAUUGCUCUUGCUCACUCACAUUCCCAUGCCCACACCAAUGCCCAUGCACAUGCUCACUCCCUUCUAUUAGGCGGAGGUCCACCAGGAGCUAAUGAGGUGUCAAUCUAUGGUACUCCUCCACCUCCGGCUCCACCUGGUCCUCCGCACCUCCAGAACCCAACCCUGGUGCCAGUAACCCGACCUCCCAACCCCCCUGCUCCACAAUCCCUGUCCAAUCCUCCUCCUUCAUCUCUGCUCCCACCUUCUCUCCCCUCUCACCCUUCAUCUGCUCCACCAGCCACCCCAGCAGCCCCAGCAGCCCCUGCUCCUCCGCCGCCGGCUCCUCCCCAACCUACUCCACCCACCUCCAAUGCCGCCUCCCUGCAUCACCCAGUCCCCCAUUCUUCUUUUCCCAGCUCCCUGUCUUCUCAUGUGCCACCGGCCCCCGCCCAAGCCGCUCCCCCCGAGACCUACCCUACUCCCACGCGCUCCCCCGCCUCCUAUGAGCGUGACAGGAGUGGAGAAAGAGAGCGGGAAAGGGAUCGAGACAGAGCAUCUUUGCCAGCUUUUGGUGACAGAGAGCGCGAGAGGGGAGGAAGUGGUGGUGGAGGAGGAGGAGGAGCAGCAGGGAGUGGAAGUGGAACAGGUGGAGGAGGUGGAGGAGAAAAUCUGGGGCGUCUUCAGAUGUUAAACGUGACACCUCACCACCACCAGCAUUCACACAUCCACUCACAUCUUCACCUGCAUCAACAAGACACAGCGGCGGGCGGGGUUCACCCCCUGAUGGACCCGUUGGCGUCGGGGUCUCCUUUGGCACGCCUCCCGUACCCAGGAGCCACACUAGGCACCCCCAUCCUGGCUCACCCCCUCACUGACAGCGAGGUUCUCCGCCAGCAGCUGUUCGGUGAGGAGAAGGCUCCUCGUCCAUGUGCUCCCUUCCGUGAACUGCCACAGCCGACCUCCCUCACAGGUCCCAUGUCUGCAGCCCAUCAGCUCCAGGCCAUGCAACAGGCCCAGAGCGCGGAGCUGCAGAUCCAGAGACUGGCCCUGGAACAGCAGUGGAUCCACCACCAUCACCACCACUCCCUCACCCAGGAUGAGUAUUACAGUCACCUGAAGAAAGAGAGUGACAAGACCCUGUGAGGGAGGGGCACGACGGAAAGCAACACGAAGGAAAUCGAGAUGUGCGAGAACAGCACAAAUAUAGCAAGAAAAGCACUGACAGACAACGAGGGAACAAAGAUUUCUUAAAGCGAGCUGGACUAAUGGACAGGACAUCCACUGAAGGAAACAACAAGAUUUUGAAGGACUGACAGAAGAUGGAGGAUGGCAUCAAAAAGUUGCACACAGUCCCCUGAUAGGUGCAUCCGACUCCGACGCCCUCCUGCGGUUAUGUUUUGUGCGCUGUACAGUAUAUUAGACGGGGACAACGAUAGUGAAGUACAGUAUGUGUAAAAUACCUGAUGCCAGAAGAAUGUGUACACAAGUCUCUUUUAUGUUGUUGCAUGUAGCUAGGCGCUUAUUCUAAACUGGUGGAACUUUUCGGUUCUGUUUUUAGUAAUUACCCCCUCUUUUGUACCUGAGGGGGCUUCUAUAUGCAUGAAACCAGCAAUUUAGUGUUUUUGUUAUGUUUAUGAUCAAUAGUAUUGUUAUUAUGAUUAAUGUUGUUUGUUUGUUGAUAAUGAUAUAAUUAUAUAUACAGCACAUAUUAUUUGUAUUAUUUUUUUACAUUUUCAUGGUAUGGCAGUCAGUUUUUAUUUUUUAUUUUCAAUUUACCUUGUGAAACAAGAUGCAAAUGAAGGCAAAAAAAGAAGAAAAAAAAUC